AUGUCCGACCUUAAACCUGAUUCUCUUGAAGCAUUUCAACGACUUAUAUCUGAACAAACAUCUUAUAUAGAUGAAGUUGAUAAACAAAUUGAUAAAUGGACACAAUUUCAAAAUGAUUAUCAUCAUUUACAUACACGUCUUUCAACAUUACCUGAUCGUUUAACAUAUGAAUGUAUGGUACCAUUUGGUAAAUUAGCUUUUAUACCUGGUCGUAUAAUACAUUCAAAUGAAAUUCUUGUUUUAUUGGGUGAAAAUUAUUUUGUUGAACGUUCAUGUAAACAAUCUAUUGAUAUUAUUAAUCGUCGUCUUAAAAAUAUUAAUGAAAAUCUUGAAAAACAUCAAAAAGAAAAAGAAGUAUUUAAUCAACAAAAAAAAUAUACAAAUGAUUUUCUUGAUGAUAAAACAAAAUUUUUUGAAAUUAAAGAAAUUGAUGAUAAUAUAAAUAUUAAACAAGAAAAAAAAACAUUAAAUCGUCGUACAAAAUUAACUCAAGAAGAAAUUCGUGAAGAACGACGUCAAUUACAAGAACGUGCAAUGAAAAUGAAUGAAAAUAAAAUUAAAAAAAAAGUACAUUUUGAUGAUGAUCAAAUGAAUGUUGAUAGUGAUGAUGAUGGUGAUGAUGAUAUACCAAGUCAACAAUUAAAAAAAAUAUUUAUUCAUCAUACAAAAACUGAUUCUCUACCUAUUGGAGAUCCAUCACCAGCACUUUUUCCUCAUCCAGGUGCUAUUAGUAUUAAUCAACCAAUAGCAUUUACUGGAAAAAUGAUUGAACGAGAUGUAACUACUAAAGUCGAACCUCCAAAACGAAUAUCAAAAUUUAAAGCUUCACGUCAACAAUAA
Molecule: messenger RNA, 840 nt
Organism: Rotaria sp. Silwood1
Lineage: Eukaryota; Metazoa; Rotifera; Eurotatoria; Philodinida; Philodinidae
Source: the annotation of a GenBank genome assembly